AUGGCAUCGAGGCCCGCUCGGCCAAAACCCCUAGACUGGGUGACUCCUCCACCUCUCACUGUCUUUAUCCGAAACCUCAAACUCCUCCAGCUGGACCAGCGCGACGAUUGGCCUGACAUCACUCUCCGCGCACUAUCCCCGUCAUCCCAGAAUCAACGACAGCGAAUCCGCCUGGUAGAAUGGGCUCUCUACUAUCUAUUCGCAAUCUGGGAUCCAGAAUAUGCUCAAAAUGUUCGGGAGAAGUUUGAUGAGCUACUGGCUGUCUUCUCGACCGCCGUCCUCCGCAAACUUCUUGCUGUUUCCGCACUGGAUACACCCUGGAAUCCAGCCCUGAAGGUCGCUACUGCAGCAGGUAUAUCCCCGACGGACUAUCAGAAUCUCCUGCCGUUAGUCCUCGCCCACCAGGUAUCUCUUGGCGCAACAGGGGCGCGCCGCGCACAGGCGCACGAGACAUACGACCAAUUCUCGCAACUUCUGGAUAACAAGAAGGUAGAGCUUACGCAGCGAUCCAGUCUUCAAUCCGAAAAACUUCCGAACUACGAAGGGGUAAAAACGGCGGGACUGGCUCAAGAGCUUCAAGCGAAUUGGCUGGGCAGCGAGGAGUGGGCUAUCACUUUACUCGAUGGUGGAUCACACAGCAGUACAGAUGGGUUCUUGGAACUUCCAUUCUCGCAGGCUUGGUCACGCGCGAAAGAUUCCAGUUUGGAUGGUCUAGGUGGAGGUGUCAAAUCCGAUCUGGUCGUUGACUUGGAGGCACGGGUCGUGCGUCUACGGAGUCGCCUGCGCCGAUGGCAUGAAUUUAACGAUUCGCUCCGGAGUGAGCGUGGCGAUAACCCUAAUUCAGCUGGAACUAUAUCCAAGCCUCGCAUGCAGUUUCGAGAUCACCAAGCUAUGACGGUGGCCAGUAUAGCUAAAGCGGUGCGGCGGCCUGGUGACCGUGGAAGGUCGCUGAAAGAAACAGAUCAGUCCUUCAUGUCGAGUGUCAAUGAAGCUAUAGCACGCAUCAAUGUCAAGGUAGAGCGCUUCGAAACUCGCCCUGUCCGGAAUACGGAACCUCUAGCCUCACAGUCACCACCGUCGGUCUCGUCAGAAGAACCAAAUGAUCAAAACAUAUCACCCUCACCUCUGGAGAUGACCAACCCCAUCAACCCAUUCCCAACCUUCAGUCCCCCAGAUAUUCAAACAAGUGACUACCAGGAGAAUCUACACUCAUCGCCUCCAAUCGUUCGCCUCUCUCCAGACCAACACUCCACGGAACAACUAGAUUUGGACCAAGAACCUGAACCCCUAAAGCAACGACAACAGCCACCACAAAACUACACCUUAGCCGAAAGAACCCGCAAAUCAAUGUCCCUCAUUCCACCCCUCCCUGCCCACGAAAACCCCCGACCUCGACGCCGCGUAUUCCCUCCCGCGCGUCGACACCCCCAGGAUCAACUCUUCCAAGAAGAUGCGGAUUACGCGAGUGUUUUCAAAUCGAGACCGCGGAUUGCGUUGAGUCCCGUCUCCUCGCCUGCAGUCCAUGUGAGUCCCUCCUUUGACGAGGAUGAAGAAUUCGACUUGGUGUACGAUGAUGAUGAUUACGAUGAUGCGGAGCUGGAGGCUGCGGAUUCACCUUUGGCUGCGCAGCGGGUGAGACGUUUUUGA
Molecule: messenger RNA, 1647 nt
Organism: Penicillium cosmopolitanum
Lineage: Eukaryota; Fungi; Ascomycota; Eurotiomycetes; Eurotiales; Aspergillaceae
Exons: 3
Coding region: 1-1647 (548 amino acids)
Source: RefSeq, a predicted model, not a curated record